AUGAGGUUAUCACCUUUGUUCCUGUUCUUGGGCUCGACCCUCCUUUCCGGGGUUCAAGCAGCAGAGGCAGACAAGGAUGAACGGGAGAACACCUACUUCAACUCCAUGAAAGUGCCGCCAAUACUCGAGUUGACCCCGGAUACCUUUGACAAGGAGGUUAAGGCCUCGCAGUUCAUGCUUAUCAAGCACUACAGCCCUUACUGCCCGCAUUGCAUAGACUAUGCGCCGAUAUACCAGACCCUCUACGAGUGGUACUACACUUCGAAGCCCGAGUCCAAGGAGGACAAGACCUUUACCGAGCUCUACGAUUUUCGCUUCGCCACGAUUAACUGCGUGGCCUACUUUGAUCUUUGCGCUUCCCACAACGUCGCGUCGUACCCUAGCACUAUCCUCUACAAGAAUGGCGAGCUGGCCGAGUUGAUCAAGGGUGUCAAGGACAUUGACCAGAUCAGCCCCAUCAUUGAGAAGUACCUCGAGGCGGCCAAGCCCGGAACCAGGCCCCGCAGCCUCGAGUAUCCCGAGCCUGGCGACAAGACCUCCCCCGAAAAGGCUCCAGGAAAGGCCGACGAUUCGAAGAAGCCUGUGGACGACAAGGCCGACGCCAAGACGGACGCCAAGACUGAUAGCAAGGCUCCCGCAAAGGCCGACGAGAAGACGCCGCCAAAGGAAGAGACCAAGGCUCCCCCGAAGGCUCCUCCCGCGAAGGAGGACGACAAGCCUGCAGGCAAGACCGAUGCGAAGGCUGAUACUAAGGGCGAUGCCAAGGGCGAUGCCAAGGGCGAUGCCAAGGGCGACACGAAGACUGAGACAAAGACUGACGCAAAGGCCGACGUCAAGGCAGAGGCAAAGCCUAGCACCACCUCGAAGGCUAUCGCCGUUCCUACCAAGGCCGUCGUUAAGAAACCUACAGUCACACCCAACAAGGAAGGUGCCUCUGUGCCUCUGAGUGCCGAAAGAUUCCAGACCUUGGUCACCAUGACCCAGGACCCUUGGUUUGUCAAGUUCUACGCGCCCUGGUGCCAUCACUGCCAGGCCAUGGCACCUAACUGGCAGCAACUGGCCAAGGAGAUGAAGGGUCGUCUGAAUAUCGGAGAGGUCAACUGCGACGUGGAGACCAGACUCUGCAAGGACGUCCGUCUCCGCGGCUACCCCACUAUUCUCUUCUUCAAGGGUGGCGAGCGUGUCGAGUACGAUGGUCUGAGAGGCCUCGGCGACUUUGUUCACUACGCCAACAAGGCCAUCGACAUUAGCGAGGGAGUACUGGAUGUAGACGCUGAGUCCUUGGCAGCUCUCGAGGAGAAGGAAGAGGUUAUCUUCAUCUACUUCUACGAUCACGCCACUACCUCUGAGGACUUCAUGGCUCUUGAGCGCAUCCCUCUCAGCCUGAUUGGCAAGGCAAAGCUCGUGAAGACCAAGGAUCCCGUUCUUUUCGCCCGUUACAAGAUCACGACCUGGCCUCGCUUGCUCGUUUCCAGAGAGGGCCGCCCUACAUACUAUCAGCCGCUGACACCCAAGGAGAUGCGUGAUAUCCACCAAGUCUUGAACUGGAUGAAAUCAGUAUGGCUUCCGAUUGUUCCUGAGAUGACCGCUUCCAAUGCCCGCGAGAUCAUGGACGGCAAGGUUGUCGUCCUCGGAAUCGUCAACAGGGAAGACCAGGAGGGCUUCCUUAGAGCCAAGCGCGAGUUGAAGAGUGCUGCCAACGAGUGGAUGGAUAAGCAGAUCCUUCUCUUCCAGCACGAAAGGCAAGAGCUUCGAGAUGCCAAGCAACUCAGAAUCGAUGAGGCCGAUGACCGCGGCGACGGGCGUGCGUUGCGUGCGGCCAAGGCCAUCCGCAUCAACAUGGACAAGUCGGACCGCAAGCAGGUUGGCUUUGCCUGGGUUGAUAGUGUCUUCUGGCAGAGAUGGAUUCGCACCACCUAUGGCAUUGAUACCAAGGACGGAGACCGUGUCAUUAUCAAUGACGAGGAUAACCGCCGCUACUGGGAUACCACUAUUACUGGCAACAACAUCCUUUUGUCCCGGACGUCGAUCUUGGAGACCAUUAACAAGGUCGUCUCUUCGCCGCCCAAGAUCAAGCCCAAGCUCACCAUCUCGAGCUUCGAGAAGAUCUUCUUCGACAUCCGUGUCACCUUUGUCGAGCACCCCUAUCUCACCAUGGGCUGCAUUCUCGGCCUGGCCUUUGGAGCCUUCUCAUGGUUCCGCAGCCGCACCCGCAAGGGCCGUGGCGGCCACUUCCGCCUAGAAGAAUCAUGGGGCAACAAGGAGCUGAUGAAGGAGGGUCUCCUGGGACCCAGCGGCAACGGCAAGGUGGACUAG
Molecule: messenger RNA, 2316 nt
Organism: Colletotrichum lupini
Lineage: Eukaryota; Fungi; Ascomycota; Sordariomycetes; Glomerellales; Glomerellaceae
Product: thioredoxin
Exons: 3
Coding region: 1-2316 (771 amino acids)
Cellular component (GO): endoplasmic reticulum
Molecular function (GO): protein disulfide isomerase activity
Source: RefSeq, a predicted model, not a curated record